CGAUACAGGCAGGCAACAGGUGGACGGAUGAGCCCUGUGCGAUUGAUGGAAUGUGGGGUUAUUAGCGCAAAGCCUGUACAAUUGCAACAAAUGACAGGUAAGCUUAAUUAUAAUACAAUAGAGAAUAGCUAUUUUUAUAUUUUUAUAAGAUAAAAUAAUGAUUCUGAAUGAUUCUUGAAAUUCAAACAAAUGUAUAGCCUACAUAGAUUUUGCUGUAAACUAUCUGCAUGGCUACUGCAUUGCCUAGAUUGUAUGGCAACUAUUGAUAAUACAGAUCAAUUUACCUUCUUGCAUAAGACACAAGACCAGCACGGCAUACAUUUACUCACAAGUUAUAAAAUUGCCUCUGUACAAACAUACUGUAGCUGAGUCCAAUGGGAGUAUCAAGAUCAGAAAAAGACAUUGACCCUGGUGUUGAAUGUCUGCUAGCAAACCUUAACCUGCCUUAUGACAACAACGUGUUAUUCCCCAUAUUAUGUUAUUGCCCCCAGUGCAUGUGUAUGUUUGAGCAAAUCCUGCAACAAUGUUUACAAUAGAGUUUGUCCUGAAUUGAUGGAGAAUGACACAUUUGUUUUUCAUUGUGUGUCAGGUGACUCACCAUCACAGACACAUAUGGAUUGUAUUCAAUAUGAACCAUGACUAAGCCCUUUGAGCAGUGGACAGGAACAUUGUUCUGGCUAAUAAGUAAAUGUACUUCUAUGUCAGAAGUGGUGGGUUGAAGUAAUGAUUAACUAGAUGAUCUGAGGUUUGUCAUUCUGAGGAAAUUAGCAUGAUGUCACACUACCUGUGUGAUAUAGCUAAGUUCUGUAAAUACUGUACAACUGAUAAUACUGUGUGGUGAUAACCUCCAUCUAUUUUCCCUUCUUUCACCCAUAGGGCAGGCUGAUCAUACACAUUGGCAUGAUAGGGGCAUGAGGGUUAAAGUAUUUUGUGUGUCUUGGUUAAACAUCUGUGAAAUAUAUAGCACAAAACACAAUGGAGGUUAUUCAUUUCAUAUCUUCUGCAUAUCUCACAUCUAGUGAAACAUCUAUAGGGGACUGAUAACCACGGAUAAGACAUUUUACUACUUUUCUAUCCAGUAUCGACUGUAUUAUUCCACUUUGUCACACUUUUCUUUUGAACCAGAAUAAAUGAGGCCGUGUGCUCUCCAUUGUCUGCUUGAGCUGCCACUGCCCUGCUAUUUGCAUUAGAUCAGUCCAGAUUGGGACAGGUUAAAAGACAAUAAACAUUAUCACGAACUUCGUCACAUUCAAAUCCACAUCUCAAGAGCAGAUAGAGAUUUGGAAAGAGAUUUUACAUAAAUGCCUGUGGAUAGAGGACUUAACUUCCAUAGGGAAAUUGCCUGGUAUGGAGUAACAUGACAAAUCCUGAGCAAUGAACAGAACAGAACUGCUAUUGUCUCUCUACUGACCUACUUAGUAGCCCCACUCAGGUGUUGAAACCACUCAAGGCUUUUCUUCUAAAACACCCCUCAAUCAGGGAGUACUUUAUUAUGGUCUCAGACUAUUUAAUUAGAGGUUCAUAUUUCACAUCUGUUUGUUUGUUGUGCAUUCACACAUAAUACGGAAAAUGGUGUGAAAGAGUUAGUUCAACAAUCGAUCCAUCAUUACCUACAUCAUUCUACAUUUUCAAAUGCAUAAUUUAACAAACAAGCAAUGCUACUCUAUCUAUACCAACAGGUAUAUGGUUAAGUAGUAUGUAGCGUUAAGGAGAGAUAUCAUUUGUAUUGUCUUUCAUUCUUGCUGAAAUUGAUCCUUCUGAAGGAGAUUAGAGUAGUGUGUGCUGUAAUCUGAGUCACAUGUGGCCAGGAGAGUAGUUAGCUAAGAUAUCUCACAGAAAUAGACUUAGCCAUGAUACCCUGUUUUUCUCCACUAGCUCUGCUACUCAUUCAUCAGGUCUGUGUGAAUCACUUAUAUAGUUAUGUAAGGAGAUCUGACUGUGAUAUAAAAAGGUUGAGAAAGGUGUGUGAGAGAGAGUUUGAUAGGGAGAAAAUAGAUUGUGAAAUGGAUUAUAAUAAUUGAUUAGCUAAGUUUUAUUAGUGGACAUUUAGAUAUGAACAUGUGAAAUAGGAAUGUGUGGUAUAUUCAAAGUACCAAAGUGUAAUUAAUUAUUUUAUUUACAGUGAGGGGAAAAAGUAUUUGAUCCCCUGCUGAUUUUGUACAUUUGCCCACUGACAAAGACAUGAUCAGUCUAUAAUUUUAAUGGUAGGUUUAUUUGAACAGUGAGAGACAGAAUAACAACAAAAAAAUCCAGAAAAACGCAUGUCAAAAAUGUUAUAAAUUGAUUUGCAUUUUAAUGAGGGAAAUAAGUAUUUGACCCCUCUGCAAAACAUGACUUAGUACUUGGUGGCAAAACACUUGUUGGCAAUCACAGAGGUCAGACGUUUCUUGUAGUUGGCCACCAGGUUUGCACACAUCUCAGGAGGGAUUUUGUCCCACUCCUCUUUGCAGAUCUUCUCCAAGUCAUUAAGGUUUCGAGCCUGACGUUUGGCAACUCGAACCUUCAGCUCCCGCAACAGAUUUUCUAUGGGAUGAAGGUCUGGAGACUGGCUAGGCCACUCCAGGACCUUAAUGUGAUUCUUCUUGAGCCACUCCUUUGUUGCCUUGGCCGUGUGUUUUGGGUCAUUGUCAUGCUGGAAUACCCAUCCACGACCCAUUUUCAAUGCCCUGGCUGAGGGAAGGAGGUUCUCACCCAAGAUUUGACGGUACAUGGCCCUGUCCAUCGUCCCUUUGAUGCGGUGAAGUUGUCCUGUCCCCUUAGCAGAAAAACACCCCCAAAGCAUAAUGUUUCCACCUCCAUGUUUGACAGUGGGGAUGGUGUUCUUGGGGUCAUAGGCAGCAUUCCUCCUCCUCCUCCAAACACGGCGAGUUGAGUUGAUGCCAAAGAGCUCAAUUUUGGUCUCAUCUGACCACAACACUUUCACCCAGUUCUCCUCUGAAUCAUUCAGAUGUUCAUUGGCAAACUUCAGAUGGGCCUGUAUAUGUGCUUUCUUGAGCAGGGGGACCUUGCGGGCACUGCAGGAUUUCAGUCCUUCACGGCGUAGUGUGUUACCAAUUGUUUUCUUGUUGACUAUGGACCCAGCUGCCUUGAGAUCAUUGACAAGAUCCUCCCGUGUAGUUCUGGGCUGAUUCCUCACCAUUCUCAUGAUCAUUGCAACUCCACAAGGUGAGAUCUUGCAUGGAGCCCCAGGCUGAGGGAGAUUGACAGUUCUUUUGUGUUUCUUCCAUUUGCGAAAAAUCGCACCAACUGUUGUCACCUUCUCACCAAGCUGCUUGGCGAUGGUCUUGUAGCCCAUUCCAGCCUUGUGUAGGUCUACAAUCUUGUCCCUGACAUCCUUGGAGAGCUCUUUGGUCUUGGCCAUGGUGGAGAGUUUGGAAUCUGAUUGAUUGAUUGCUUCUGUGGACAGGUGUCUUUUAUACAGGUAACAAGCUGAGAUUAGGAGCACUCCCUUUAAGAGUGUGCUCCUAAUCUCAGCUCGUUACCUGUAUAAAAGACACCUGUGAGCCAGAAAUCUUUCUGAUUGAGAGGGGGUCAAACACUUACAGUGGGGAGAACAAGUAUUUGAUACACUGCAGAUUUUGCAGGUUUUCCUACUUACAAAGCAUGUAGAGGUCUGUAAUUUUUAUCAUAGGUACACUUCAACUGUGAGAAACGGAAUCUAAAACAAAAAUCCAGAAAAUCACAUUGUAUGAUUUUUAAGUAGUUAAUUUGCAUUUUAUUGCAUGACAUAAGUAUUUGAUACAUCAGAAAAGCACAACUUAAUAUUUGGUACAGAAACCUUUGUUUGCAAUUACAGAGAUCAUACGUUUCCUGUAGGUCUUGACCAGGUUUGCACACACUGCAGCAGGGAUUUUGGCCCACUCCUCCAUACAGACCUUCUCCAGAUCCUUCAGGUUUCGGGGCUGUCGCUGGGCAAUACGGACUUUCAGCUCCCUCCAAAGAUUUUCUAUUGGGUUCAGGUCUGGAGACUGGCUAGGCCACUCCAGCACCAUGAGAUGCUUCUUACGGAGCCACUCCUUAGUUGCCCUGGCUGUGUGUUUCGGGUCGUUGUCAUGCUGGAAGACCCAGCCACAACCCAUCUUCAAUGCUCUUACUGAGGGAAGGAGGUUGUUGGCCAAGAUCUCGCGAUACAUGGCCCCAUCCAUCCUCCCCUCAAUAUGGUGCAGUCGUCCUGUCCCCUUUGCAGAAAAGCAUCCCAAAGAAUGAUGUUUCCACCCCCAUGCUUCACGGUUGGGAUGGUGUUCUUGGGGUUGUACUCAUCCUUCUUCUUCCUCCAAACACGGCGAGUGGAGUUUAGACCAAAAAGCUAUAUUUUAGUCUCAUCAGACCACAUGACCUUCUCCCAUUCCUCAUCUGGAUCAUCCAGUUGGUCAUUGGCAAACUUCAGACGGGCCUGGAUAUGCGCUGGCUUGAGCAGGGGGACCUUGCGUGUGCUGCAGGAUUUUAAUCUAUGACGGCGUAGUGUGUUACGAAUGGUUUUCUUUGAGACUGUGGUCCCAGCUCUCUUCAGGUCAUUGACCAGGUCCUGCCGUGUAGUUCUGGGCUGAUCCCUCACCUUCCUCAUGAUCAUUGAUGCCCCACGAGGUGAAAUCUUGCAUGGAGCCCCAGACCGAGGGUGAUUGACCGUCAUCUUGAACUUCUUCCAUUUUCUAAUAAUUGCGCCAACAGUUAUUGCCUUCUCACCAAGCUGCUUGCCUAUUGUCCUGUAGCCCAUCCCAGCCUUGUGCAGGUCUACAAUUUUAUCCCUGAUGUCCUUACACAGCUCUCUGGUCUUGGCCAUUGUGGAGAGGUUGGAGUCUGUUUGAUUGAGUGUGUGGACAGGUGUCUUUUAUACAGGUAACGAGUUCAAACAGGUGCAGUUAAUACAGGUAAUGAGUGGAGAACAGGAGGGCUUCUUAAAGAAAACCUAACAGGUCUGUGAGAGCCAGAAUUCUUACUGGUUGGUAGGUGAUCAAAUACUUUUGUCAUGCAAUAAAAUGCAAAUUAUUUACUUAAAAAUCAUGCAAUGUGAUUUGCAAAAUCGGCAGUGUAUCAAAUACUUGUUCUCCCCACUGUAUUUCCCUCAUUAAAAUGCAAAUCAAUUUAUAACAUUUUUGACAUGCGUUUUUCUGGAUUUUGUUGUUGUUAUUCUGUCUCUCACUGUUCAAAUAAACCUACCAUUAAAAUUAUAGACGGAUCAUGUCUUUGUCAGUGGGCAAACGUACAAAAUCAGCAGGGGAUCAAAUACUUUUUUCCCUCACUGUAUGCAUCAAGUUGUUUUGUGUUUCUUUUUAACGGAGCAAGAUAAAGGUUUUCUACUACAAACUUCUAUUACUGCCUUGGACUCCUUCAUCCUUACAAUGCCAAAGAGUGACACAUGGCCGGGUGGUGUCACAAUAGAGACGAUGACUGGCAUGGACAGUGCAGGCAGCUGUGACAGUGUUGUCAGCAUGAACUCUGGAUUUGUAAGUACAUGUGUUAUCCUCACAUCUCUCAAGUUGUAUUCCUGAACCCGCACAAUACGUUUUGCCAAAUACAUUUUGUGACAAAUGACUGCAUCUCACAUAGAACUAAACAGCUCAGAAUGAACUGAAUUGACAAUACCUUAAGGGAGUUCUGGGGUUUUAAGUGUUUUUAAAUGGGUCUUGUGUGUCUUGCAGAGUGACGAUAGCUUUGAGCACCUGUCUGCUGAGGAGAGGGCAUGUCUCAUGUUCUUGGAAGAGACCAUAGAGUCCCUAGAGACUGAGGAGGACAGUGGACUAUCCAAUAAUGAGCCUGACUGCCUGCCCACCACCGGCAAUGUGGCCACCAAGAUGGCCCACCUCUCUGCCUCCAUUGGCCAAAACAAACUCAACAGUGAGUGACCUGCCAAGGAGGGAAUUAGAUCCUCUUGAAUAUCAAAAGCAUCUAAUUAGUAUUUUGUUUGUCUUUCAGAUGUAUCAAAAUAUCCCAGAGAGCAGCACGGUUACCUGGUUCCUACUCCGUUCAUCCUGGCCAACAGCACCUCCUGCAUCCUGCCCAAGGCUAGGCCAGGCAUACCCCCAGAUAAGGAGAACUCUCUCCCAAAGCCCAAGGUCACUGCCUUGGACAACAGGCCAUGUCAGGGCCACCACCCUUGUGUACCCCCUGAGGUCAAUGUUGUUGUGAUUCCCCCUCCGUCAAAGCCCAAAGACUACCCUGGUCAGAGACCACCCCCUUCACCCAGAGGCCCUCUGUCCUAUGAAGCCCUAGUGCAGCUAAGGAAGAGUGCCUCCAUGAAGAGAACCCCUCAAAGUCCCACAGCUGAGACCAGAGACUGGAACAGGCAGCCCUCUGCAUCAGACAUACCCAUUCACCCGCAUCAUGGAAGCACACCCAGAGGCCCCUCAGUCACCCCAGCCCAGGGGAUACUCCCCCAGGAGCCCAGCAAGCACAAGGCCAGUCCUCCAGUCGUGUUUCCCCCCCAAAACAAAAUACCUUCCCACACUGCGCUGAAUAACCAAAAGGAUACUGCCAACCCCACCACAGACUCCAGUGCCACUUCCUUGGGCUCAUUGCCCAGUGACAGGCAUUUGUCGGACCCCCAGAGGGUGAGAAAGGAGGCCUUACAAAAGCUGGGGCUCCUGAGAGACAAUAAUGAGUCCCAACCUAAGCCUGUUACGCCACUGUGCACCUCCAAAUCUCACUCCUCCUUGGAACUAACGUCAGCCAGUGUGGGAGUCAAAGCUCCACCUCAUGGUAACCCAACAAGAAGCCAGCCCUCAACCACCUCCCAGGGACCCAGAGAAUCUAACAUCAGGCCAGUACAAAGCAGCAGCAGCUUCCUACAUCGCUCUAGUGAGGAGCAGCCCACCGUCCCCCUCUCACACCUGGCCAAACCGAGUGGGGUCAAAGCUGCCAACCUGGAGCGCUCAGGGUUGGGGCUUGGGAGCUACAAGUCUGACCAUGGGAUACCUCCCGAUCCCCACUCCGCCACCCUGGGCAGCCAGAGGGAGGGUGGACGUUGCACCCCACCUGCUCCCAACAAAGCCCCAGAACAGGUGAAAACAACCCCCGCUGCACAGCCAGUGUCCCCCCACAAGACCCCGCACUGCCCAGGCAUCAGUGUGGUGAUGGUGCCCAGCAUGGGAGAAGAUAGACGAGAGGCACUUAGGAAGCUGGGGCUGCUGAAAGACUAGGCCCAGAGAGAGGGCAGCCAAAUAUCUGCCCAGUAGAUAAACAGAUAUAUAGAGGGUAUAAAAUGAAACAGACUUCCACCACCUUAGGGAGGGAAGCAUCAAGAAGUGGGGAAUGAACCGAUUUCAGGAAAUUUUUUGAGCAUUGAACAUGCUGGCUUAUCAGGAAAAGACUGGCCUCUUUCUUCCUUUUCUCUCUUUAAGAGAGUACUGCAGUUUACUUUACUCAGUAGUGCUGAGCAAUUAACUGAAAUGUUGGUUCAAUUAUUUUAAUUCAAUUUUGUUCCGUUUUCUUUUCUGUAAGCUCAAUGUGAACAUUGCGCAGUUUCUCAAGAGAUAAAGCAGAACAAGCCUGAACUGUGUGAUGUAGUAG
Molecule: messenger RNA, 7506 nt
Organism: Coregonus sp. 'balchen'
Lineage: Eukaryota; Metazoa; Chordata; Actinopteri; Salmoniformes; Salmonidae
Source: the annotation of a GenBank genome assembly